AUCAAGAUACACUCACAACAUACACUCACAACCCCCUCUUUCCUCUCAAAGAAAAGAACCUAGAAGAUAACGAUAGCACAAUGGAUCUCGUCCAGAAAUACGGCCACCUCAAGCGCGACCGUCGCAAGAGUUCCGCGCAGCGUGAAUUGGCUGAGGCAGAAAGGCACCAGGAUCAGCAGCGAAUCAACGAGCUGUUAGGCAGUUUCGGGGGCGCGGCGAACGACCACCCGGAUCGGCGAUCGAGCGGGGCGGGGAAUAUGGCGAGUAUGAUUCAGGAGUUUAAUGCGCGACGAAACUCGGAGUCGAUGGUCCCGGGUGAGCAUGAGCUUGGGGAGAAGGGGACGGAGCAUGCCGUGGAGUGAGUGGUGUUUGAUUUGCCAGAGGCCUUCCUGGUGAGCAUUGCUUUUAUGGAGCUGG
Molecule: messenger RNA, 417 nt
Organism: Aspergillus uvarum CBS 121591
Lineage: Eukaryota; Fungi; Ascomycota; Eurotiomycetes; Eurotiales; Aspergillaceae
Exons: 3
Coding region: 81-362 (93 amino acids)
Source: RefSeq, a predicted model, not a curated record